Molecule: messenger RNA, 417 nt
Organism: Effrenium voratum
Lineage: Eukaryota; Dinophyceae; Suessiales; Symbiodiniaceae
Source: the annotation of a GenBank genome assembly
AUGUCGAGCCCUCCAGCCAUGCAGGCCAAGCCGCCUGUGAACUCAGCCCGCGUGCCUUACUUGGACUUUGCGGAGGACUUCGUGGGCGUCAUCUCACGGGGCGAGAAGCGGGCGACCACGAGGUGCCCUGGGCCCAAGGACACCGAUGUCACCAGCGAUUUGGACGCGGUGAUCGCCCAGGGCUGGGCCCUGGCCACUGCCGGGGGAAGAAGUUCCUUCGCGCUGCUGGCGGUGGACCGCGUCGAGCGCCGAGCGCUGGCUGAAGUCGACGAUAGCCUCGCGCAAGAAGAAGGUCUGCACACGGGCGAUGAGCUCCGUAGCACCUUGCAGCGCUUCUAUCCAGAGCUUGCUGCCGAUGAUGUGGUGACGGUGGUGCAUUUCCAAUUGUUGAAGCUGAUCCCCGCAGCGGGCGGAUAA